Molecule: messenger RNA, 1760 nt
Organism: Diospyros lotus (date-plum)
Lineage: Eukaryota; Viridiplantae; Streptophyta; Magnoliopsida; Ericales; Ebenaceae
Product: magnesium transporter MRS2-4-like
Biological process (GO): magnesium ion transport; transmembrane transport
Cellular component (GO): membrane
Molecular function (GO): magnesium ion transmembrane transporter activity
Source: RefSeq, a predicted model, not a curated record
UUACUGAAUUUGCGAACAAGUGAAUAAACCUGCAGGUGAGUUAGGGGAAGGCAAGUAGGCAGAGAGAGCCGCACGGGCCUAACCCUUCCAUGGUGGGAUCAUCCGAGCAAGAAGGUAAAGCAGAACCAGAGUUCGACGAAUCCUUCUCCUUUCCAAUGACCUAGAGAGAUCCCGAAACAAAGAGGAAUUUACACGAGGCGUUAGGGGAGAGAGAGAUAGACGGGGAAGAGGGGAUGGGGAAGAAACCGCCAUUCUCCUUCCGCCGGACAACCAGCCGCCGCCGCCCGUCUCCGAAGUCACCGGAGGCGUCCCAUGCGGCGGCCGUCAAUAACUCGAUCUCCGCCAUGGUCGCCGCGUCCAGCAAGCCGAAGAAGAAGGCUGGCGGGGCGAGGCUCUGGAUGCGGUUCGACCGCUUCGGCCAAUCCGAGCUGAUCGAGUGCGACAAGAGCACCAUCAUCAACCGCGUCUCGAUUCCGGCUCGGGAUUUGAGGAUUCUUGGCCCUGUCUUCUCUUACUCCUCCAAUAUCCUCGCCAGGGAGAAAGCCAUGGUUGUCAACUUAGAGUUUAUAAAGGCUAUAGUCACAGCUGAAGAAGUACUGUUGCUUGAUCCUCUCCGGCAGGAGGUUCUUCCAUUUGUAGAUCAGCUGAGGCAACAACUUUCUCAUAAAAGCCCGUCCAAAGUUCGAGAAGGGGGCCAGAUGUCUCUUCAAGACGGUGAAAUGCAUGUGUCAACCAGAGGGCAAUGGCUACCUGUUCCCGAAUCUGCAGAAGGUUUACAAUGUGAACUCCCAUUUGAGUUUCAAGUCCUGGAGAUUGCAUUGGAGUUUGUCUGUACAUUUCUGGACUCUAGUGUGGCAGACCUUGAGCGAGAUGCUUACCCUGUAUUGGAUGAACUGGCAAGAGAUGUUAGCACCAAAAAUCUGGAGCAUGUUCGUAGUUUGAAAAGCAAUCUGACCCGAUUGCUUGCACGGGUUCAAAAGGUGCGCGAUGAAAUCGAACAUCUGUUGGAUGACAAUGAGGAUAUGGCACAUUUAUACUUAACAAGGAAAUGGAUUCAAAGUCAGCAAUCAGAGGGUUUGUUAGGUGGUUCAGCUUCAAAUAACAUUGCCAGUACUGGAUCACAUCUUCGCCGUCUAGGUUCUAGCAGGAGUGCAAGUUUAGUGUCAAGCAACUAUUUUGAUGACCAGGAUGUGGAAGACCUGGAGAUGUUGCUUGAGGCUUAUUUCAUGCAGCUAGAUGGGACUCGGAACAAGAUACUGUCUGUCCGCGAAUAUAUUGAUGAUACAGAGGAUUAUGUCAAUAUCCAACUUGACAACCAGAGAAACGAACUUAUUCAACUCCAGUUGACAUUGACCAUUGCAUCAUUUGCUAUUGCUGUCGAGACUCUUAUAGCUGGGUCAUUUGGCAUGAACAUCCCUUGUCCAUUGUACGAUAUUAAUGGGAUAUUCAACAUCUUCGUUGGAGCUGUUACUGCUGCCUGUGUAUUACUUUUCCUGCUUGUUCUGGGAUAUGCCAGAUGGAAGAAUCUGCUUGGGUCAUGACUCCUCCAUAGCAUGCUAUACCUGCCUUUAUGUAUUUAUUAAAAUGAAAAAAAAAUGCUAUAACUGUCCUUUGAUGCUAUAUAUUCAGAAGUUUAAUGGGCUUAUUCUUAUGCCCUGAAAGGCUGCAAUUAUAUAACCUUGAAAAGUCUUCGGGCCUCAUGGAAGUUCUGUUUUGUUUAUAUUUCAGAUUAUGGUAUAUAACAUAUAAUGCUUGAGAUC